AUGAAGCAGUUUUGGCGUAUGAUAUUGGUCAUCAUCAGUUUGCAAGUCCUGGCGAUUGAGGGUAGUCACCAAAGGCGGCCGGCAGCGACAGCCCUGUCUUUCGACUACUACAUGAAGAGCUGCCCACAACUAGAACAAAUUGUGCAUAAAAAAAUUAUGCAAUGGAUCAAAAGGGAUCGCACCCUUGCUCCCGCUCUCAUUAGGUUGCACUUCCACGACUGCGCCGUUAGGGGGUGUGAUGGUUCAAUCCUAUUAAACCACGAGGGAAGUGAAAGGAAGGCAAAUGCAAGCAUGUCACUAAGGGGAUUUGAAGCGAUAAACGACAUCAAGCAAGAGGUGGAGAAAAAGUGCCCUAAGACUGUCUCCUGCGCCGACAUUCUCACCGUCGCAGCCAGGGAUGCCACUCUCGCCGUCGGAGGCCCCUUUUGGAUGGUUCCUUUUGGAAGGAAAGACGGCCGAGUUUCCCUUGCUAAAGAAGCCGAUCACACCGUCCCUAUUGGCCGGGAAAGUAUCUCCCGUUUGAUUAACUUCUUCCAAUCCAAGGGUUUGAAUGUCCUUGACUUGGUUGUCCUCUCAGGAGCGCACACCAUCGGAAGGAGUACAUGUGAAUCUUUUCAUUUCAGGCUAUCCAAUUACAACGGUACUCUCAAACCGGAUCCAACCAUCAACCGCCAUUAUCGUAACUUGUUGAGAAGGAAAUGCAAAAAGGCAUCAGAUUACGUGAAUCUUGACGGCGUUACACCCAUUGCUUUCGACGUCCAAUACUACACAAAUCUUGAGAAGAAAAUGGGAGUUUUGCUAACAGACCAGUUGCUUUACUCUGACCGGAGAACUGAGCCUCUAGUCGCCGUCUUGGCUUCUCAGCCUUCCGUGUUUGAGCCGCAAUUUGCUGCCUCUAUGGUCAAGCUUGGAAAUAUUCUGGAUCAUUUCAAUAACGGUGAAGUUCGGCUCAAUUGUGAGCGUAUCAAUACUUAUUAA
Messenger RNA from Ipomoea nil (Japanese morning glory), 978 nucleotides. Its product is annotated as peroxidase 7-like. The record is from RefSeq and is a predicted model, not a curated record. NCBI's taxonomy places the organism in Eukaryota, Viridiplantae, Streptophyta, Magnoliopsida, Solanales, Convolvulaceae. The transcript has 3 exons. Gene Ontology annotation, biological process: response to oxidative stress; hydrogen peroxide catabolic process. Gene Ontology annotation, molecular function: heme binding; peroxidase activity. The coding region runs from base 1 to 978 and encodes 325 amino acids. Gene Ontology annotation, cellular component: plant-type cell wall; plasmodesma.